UGUCCUGCCAUGGGGCGGGGGAGAGGGGCAGCUCGGUGAGGGAGCGUUGGGUCUGCUCCGGCGAACCCCGUCCCGGGACCAUGGAGGAGCAGGUGCUGGUGCCGCCGCCUCCCGGAGAGCCUUGCCUACAAGGCUCUGUGCUCUCUUUGCUAUGUUCCAACUCCUACCAGGCAUGGUGCCAGAUCACCAAUGUGUCACAACUAAAGGCUUCUUAUGUCACCCAGGAGAACCAGAAUUCCAAUGGAACAAGCCUGAGCAUUUCUACAUCUGCAGAGAACCAAUACAGCCUUUUUCUAGGCUUAGUCCUGGCCUUAAGUUCCAGUGUUUUCAUAGGCUCCAGCUUCAUACUGAAAAAGAAGGGACUCUUACAACUGGCUAAAAAGGGAAUAACCAGAGCUGGGCAUGGUGGACAUUCUUACCUGAAGGAAUGGCUCUGGUGGGCAGGAUUACUCUCAAUGGGAAUAGGAGAGGCUGCAAAUUUUGCUGCAUAUGCUUUUGCACCUGCAACAUUGGUUACCCCUUUGGGGGCACUGAGUGUUCUUAUAAGUGCAGUAUUGUCGGCCCAUUUUUUAAAUGAGAGACUGAACAUUCAUGGGAAAAUAGGCUGCAUGUUAAGUAUCUUGGGGUCAACUGUGAUGGUUAUUCAUGCUCCCAAAGAAGAGGAAGUCACAUCUCUACAUGAUAUGGAAAUAAAGCUAAGGGAUCCAGCAUUUGUUUCCUUUGCUGUGGUUGUAAUUGUGAUCUCUGUGGUGCUGAUUGUGGUUGUUGCUCCAAAGAAAGGUCAGACCAAUAUAUUAAUCUACAUUUCAAUUUGUUCAGUAUUUGGAGUAUUUUCAGUUUCUUCUGUCAAGGGCUUAGGAAUCGCCAUCAAGGAGCUAUUGGAACAGAAGCCAGUCUACAAGGAUCCAUUCGUCUUUAUUUUGUUGGUGACAAUGAUUGCCUCAGUCAGUACUCAGGUUAAUUAUCUCAACAAAGCAUUGGAUACAUUCAAUACAUCUCUAGUGACUCCUAUUUAUUAUGUUUUCUUCACAUCUAUAGUAGUGACGUGUUCUGCCAUCUUAUUCAAAGAGUGGUAUAGUAUGAAUGCUGGUGAUGUCAUUGGGACACUGAGUGGAUUCUUCACCAUUGUUAAUGGCAUCUUCCUUCUGCAUGCUUUUAAAAACACCGAUAUCACCUGGAGUCAGUUGACAACUACUUCCAAAAAAGCCCAGUUAUCCCCAUAUGCCAGCGAAGAUAGACAUGCUUUAUUAGAGACCAUAGAAUGUGACGAUGAUCAAACUUUAUUUAAUCGGAUGGACAAUCAGGGUCACUGAUCCCCCUGGAAGAGCCAUUUUGAAGAAGGAAAAAGGCAUGCAUGUUUCUUUUAAGAACUGUUGAAAUAUUCAGCUGUAUAUUUUCAUGUCCAUAUAUGUGAAACCUAUGUAUUUAUGUUUUGGAAGAUGAUACAAUGGCCAUCUUCAUUCUUCCUACCUAAGGUAAUCAAUGGAACAUUGAUAUUUCAGUCUAACAUUCUAGACAAGUAAUUAAAGGUUGUUUUGUUUUUACAAAUAA
Molecule: messenger RNA, 1551 nt
Organism: Vombatus ursinus (common wombat)
Lineage: Eukaryota; Metazoa; Chordata; Mammalia; Diprotodontia; Vombatidae
Gene: NIPAL1
Product: NIPA like domain containing 1
Exons: 6
Coding region: 81-1313 (410 amino acids)
Biological process (GO): magnesium ion transport
Cellular component (GO): membrane
Molecular function (GO): magnesium ion transmembrane transporter activity
Source: RefSeq, a predicted model, not a curated record